Messenger RNA from Falco peregrinus (peregrine falcon), 2834 nucleotides. RefSeq names its product NAD(P)HX dehydratase (gene NAXD). Bases 701 to 2575 code for a protein of 624 amino acids. The transcript has 12 exons. Gene Ontology annotation, biological process: metabolite repair. Gene Ontology annotation, molecular function: ATP-dependent NAD(P)H-hydrate dehydratase activity. Lineage: Eukaryota; Metazoa; Chordata; Aves; Falconiformes; Falconidae. The record is from RefSeq and is a predicted model, not a curated record.
GCGGCGGGCUUUCCCGGUGCCGAGGGCUGCUCUCCGAGGGGGGCCGCGGAAGCCCGUGGGCGGGCGGGUGUUCCCCGCGGAAGGAAGGGCUGCCUCGCAGGGCCUCGGCCGGGCAGCCCCGCUGGGGGGCUGGGCCGGGGCGUGAGGGAGGCGGCGGCGGGCCCCCGUGACGGGGAGGUGGGCUUGGCGCCGCCGCCCCGCAGUUCCCGCCGGAGCACGGUUUCGCAGCAAAACCAAAGCGAAAGGGCCGGGGCCGGAGCGGCGUGUGGGCGGCAGCGGGCCCCCGGGGCGGCGCGGCACAAUGAAACGCACCCCCUUCUGCCACGGGGGGCCGGCCGGGCCGCUCACCUGCCUUGCGAAGGGACGGCCAGGGCGGGGAGCAGGGGGGGAGCGCACACAGGAGCGACCCCCGGCACCUUCGCAGGGGUCCGCCGAGGGCAGCGGUUGCCCGACCCAGACGGGGGCCACCGGGAGGCGCCGUCUCCGCCAGCCACAGAGUGGGCUUUUGUGGCGGCCUGCGCGGGCGAGCCGAGCCGCAGGCACCGCUUGUGUGCGUGUGCGCUAGUGCGUGCGUGCGGGAGCCUGGCUGCCUGCCCCGCUGCUGAGUGACACGGCGGCCCUGGGGAGGGGGCAGGGAUGCUGUGCCCGUGCUGGCGCGGCGCGGCGGUGUGCCGGGCUGAGUGACCCCGGCCGGCCAAGGAUGAUCACGAACACGCGGGGCUUCCUGUGGUCGGACCUGGAGACGCGGGCGCUCCUGGAGAUCUGGGGCGAGGCGGACGUGCAGUCGGCGCUGGACGGCAACUUUCGGAACAGCCAUGUGUACCGGGACGUGGCCUGCCGUCUGGCCGAGCUGGGCUUCGAGCGCACCCCCGAGCAGUGCCGCAUCCGCAUCAAGGGCCUCAAGCGCCAGUACUACCAGGCCCGGGACGGGCUGAAGAAGAACGGGCACGCCCGCAAGAUAUGCAAGUACUACGACGAGAUGGACCGGAUCCUCAGCUGCCGGGGGGGCCCCGACGGCGCCCCCGAGCCGCUAGCCCCGCCGCCCGACGGCGCCCAGCCGGCGGGGCCGCUGGCCGGGCCGCCAACGCCGGGCACGCCGCACAACAGCCGCGAGGUGGACGCCGAGCUGGACGAGGACGCCGAGCUGGAGUCCCCCCGCGACAACUUCACCGAGGACUCCGGGGAGUGUUCCUCCUACGCCGACCACCCCAUCAAAGUGGAGUGCCCCCCCUUCGCCAUCCCCGUGCCUCCGGGCGACGGCUUUAAAGAAAUUAAUGCUCCAACUAUUACCCCACCUCUCAAUCAGCCCAAAAGAUCAAAAAAACGCCAUGCAAAUUUAACAUUGGAUAAAAUGAUGGAAAAAUUCCUGCAGCAGAGUGUGGAUACAGAAGAGAAAUUUUACAGAUAUGAAGAGCAGAGGCUCAAAAUUGAGGACAAGCGUCGGGAAGCUGAGCAUGCUCGAGAGCUCCAGAUGUUACAGAUGUUGGGACAGAUGUUGGCAGGAAUUUCUUCUACGGUAUCACAAAGGUCACAAUCUAUACCAGCAAGUCCGCCUCAGAGAGCGAACCAUCGUUCAUAUGGGGAUAACUUUAAUUAUAAUGCUAUGACAGCAGCACUUUCUCCACCGAUAGUUAUAGAGAGAUCUUUUUCACUGCACAGAACACACUCUCUAAAGGAUAUGGAGAAUAUUUUUCAACUGGUGCGCAAUGUUAUCCCUCCUUUAACAGGGAAAAGGCAUAAAGGUCAAGAUGGACGCAUAGGCAUUGUUGGAGGAUGUCAAGAAUACACUGGAGCACCAUAUUUUGCUGCAAUUACAGCUCUCAAAGUGGGUGCAGAUUUGUCCCAUGUGUUUUGUACCAAAGAUGCAGCAACAGUAAUCAAAUCAUAUAGUCCAGAGCUGAUUGUUCAUCCAGUUCUUGAUAGUCCCAAUGCUGUCCAUGAGGUGGAAAAGUGGUUACCGCGACUGCACUCAGUUGUCAUAGGACCUGGCUUAGGUAGAGAUGAAGUUCUACUUGAGAACGCUAAGGGUAUUAUAGAAAAAUCGAAAGUGAAAGGAAUUCCUAUCAUUAUUGAUGCUGAUGGACUGUGGCUCAUUUCCCAGCAGCCUUCUCUUAUUCAAGGCUAUCAGCGAGCUAUUCUUACUCCAAACUAUAUGGAGUUUAGUAGACUCUAUGAAGCUAUGCUUAGAGACCCCGUAGACAGUAGUGAUCAUCAUGGAUGUGUAUUAAGACUCAGCCAAGCCAUGGGGAAUUUGACAAUUGUUCAAAAGGGAGAAAGAGAUCUUAUUUCAGAUGGAGAGAAAGUACUUGUAUGCAGUCAUGAAGGAAGCAGCCGGAGAUGUGGUGGACAGGGGGACCUCCUUUCUGGUUCUCUUGGAGUCUUAGCACAUUGGGCAUUUCUUGCUGGAGCAGAAAAAACAAAUGGUCAAAAUCCCUUUCUAGUGGCUGCAUUUGGAGCUUGCUCUCUUACGAGGCAGUCUAACCACCAAGCCUUUCAAAAAUUCGGACGUUCAAUGACUGCCUCUGACAUGGUUUCAGAAGUUGGAACAGCUUUUAACAAACUUUUUGAAACCUGAAGCCAAAGCAGCAGAGGAGAAGAGGAGAAAGAACAAUGACUGCAAGAGUAAUUACAUUUACUGUAGAAUUUACAUAAGUAAUGCACCCUUUCAAGUGCUGUAGCAGCAUUGGUAUGCUAGGUAGAUUUUUUUUUUUAUUUUUAAGAAUAGAAAAAUAUGAUUAAUGUAGAUAUUUUUUAAGAGUUUGGAAUACAAAAAUGUUUUGGCUGAAAUAAGCUGUAGUUGCAGAUCUGUUAUAAUAAAACUAAACUGAAAGUAA